UCCUAAAGCCAUUUGUAAGUAGACACACCAGUCUUAGUGUCUUGGGAGCCAUAUGUUCCUGAUCUAGCUUUAUGGAAACUCAGGGUGGAAUAGAGACUGUUGAGACUCUGUUGGCACCAUGUAGGAAUAAAGAACCUGCAGCACAGUGCCAGGCUAAAAUAUCCCCAGAUGUGAAUGGGGAUCCUGGGGAGGAGCUGAAGAUGGACUUAGACCAACAAAAGAAACCAGCCACAGUCCUCAAACCAAAACGGCAGCCCAAAGCUACAAGGGGAAGAGCUGCCAAGCCAUCAGUAGGUAACAUCCUAAGCUUUCCCUUCCCCGUAAAACUCUGGAUGAUCACAGAAGAUGACUCAUUCAUGUCGGUGUGCUGGAACGAUGAUGGGGACACUGUGGUCAUCAAAGAGGAUUUAAUCCAAUGGGAAGUCCUUCAGCGGACAGGACAAGAUAAAAUCUUUCAAGCAGACAGCUUGAAGGCCUUCAUCCGACUGUUAAACAUGCAUGGUUUCAGAAGAACACAUCCUAAGGAUCCCUCAGCUCGCUCUUCCCAGAACAGGAGGACCAUGCUCUAUCGCAAUGCCAAGUUUAAGCGAGACUGUCCUCUGCUCAUCCAGAAAAUACAGAAAAAACGCAACAGGAAAACGACCACCAGCCUAAAGGUCACAUCACCAGCUUCAAAAAGAAGGAAGCUAGUGGAAGCCACUAGCCAUGCACAAUCACAAAACCAGGAAGAUUCUACUGAGAACACUGAGGAAAAGGCCCUGGGGGGUGUCCCAAGUGCUGAGGGACCCCGGGUUCCCCCACCCAUCCCAUGCCCUGAGGUCAGCUCAGUGAUCGGUCCAGCUAACUGCCCCAGGGAAAUCAGCUUCCCUAGUGAACAGGGUGGCCUGAGUGGGGAGGUUCCCUCUGUGACCCUGCCAAUGGCCAGAGGGCAGGAAAUAGGGCUAAUGUCCAACAGCUUCAGAGUUCCACCUGAUUAUGAAACUAUUCUGUCAUUGUUCAACACUUGCUAUUCUGUCCUAAUGGCUGUAUUUUCUGCCAUAUCUCUCUACACUCAUGCUGAGACUGAGCAAAAUAAUUCUGAUCAGCAAAAUAAUUCCGAUCAGAGGUGCUCUGUUAGUGAUCAGCUCCAGGAAAAUCCAAAACCAUGAGGCAUGAGUUACUGGUAAUUGAUUAAAAAAAAAUGGUCACUCAUAAGCCAGAAUGUAUUUUCAUCCCUAAUAAAGAAAUAUUAGAUCUCUAAGGGAGUAAAUAAACAUCCUGAAGUGAA
Molecule: messenger RNA, 1267 nt
Organism: Erinaceus europaeus (western European hedgehog)
Lineage: Eukaryota; Metazoa; Chordata; Mammalia; Eulipotyphla; Erinaceidae
Product: heat shock transcription factor, X-linked member 3-like
Exons: 2
Coding region: 72-1148 (358 amino acids)
Biological process (GO): regulation of DNA-templated transcription
Molecular function (GO): DNA-binding transcription factor activity; sequence-specific DNA binding
Source: RefSeq, a predicted model, not a curated record